Molecule: messenger RNA, 429 nt
Organism: Colletotrichum spaethianum
Lineage: Eukaryota; Fungi; Ascomycota; Sordariomycetes; Glomerellales; Glomerellaceae
Exons: 2
Coding region: 1-429 (142 amino acids)
Source: RefSeq, a predicted model, not a curated record
AUGCGUGUCAGCCUCUUCUUCCUCUCAGCUCUUUUGGCCAGCUGCUCCGCCGUGGCGAUCCCCGGAGAGCACUCCCACGACCAUGACCUCGCCAUGGACAUGUCUCCCGUUCCCCGAAGUGUGCUGGACAAGCGUGACUCAUUCGACUGCAAGGGAAGCUCCCUCUGCUCUUCUUUGAAAGUUGCCGCAUGUGACGACGCGGUGAACAACAAGCUCAUCCGCAACAACGACGUCAACUACGGCGCUCCCGGCGUCUUUGGGGGCUAUGGCUGCGGCGUCUUCAUCCAGGGCAAAUCCGGCUGUGCUCGCACCGGUAACCAGAUGUGGUAUGACUACCAAGACAUCCGGAGCAACGGCUGCAGGGUCUGUGGCUCCAAGCAUUGGGGCGACGGGUGUCUGACCACCAUCAACUAUGUCUCUGGUUGCUAG